Molecule: messenger RNA, 744 nt
Organism: Brenthis ino (lesser marbled fritillary)
Lineage: Eukaryota; Metazoa; Arthropoda; Insecta; Lepidoptera; Nymphalidae
Source: the annotation of a GenBank genome assembly
AUGAAGAAAUGUGAUGCCUGCCGUAAUCGUUCAGACCGGGGACCUCCGGACCGGCCUGGCGAUGAUCGGGAUCCCCUCCUAAACUCUCCUACUAUCUUACAGGAGGAGCCCCACGAUAUUCCAAACUUAUCGUGCGGCAUUUGCACGAUGUUUCCGUCGUGCAUGUCGCUGUUACCGCGGAGGAACGAGACCCGGCCCCCGCGACCGGGCCAGGCACCGGUGGUGUUAAACGUGUACGACAUGUAUUGGACGAAUUGGUAUACAGCCGGUGCGGGGGUAGGCGUGUUUCACAGUGGCGUGCAAGUGCACGGCUCGGAGUGGGCGUACGGCGGACACCCGUACGCUUUCACGGGCGUGUUCGAGAUCACGCCAAGAGACGAGAGGGAAUUAGGAGAACAAUUUCGUUUCAGACAAAGUGUACAAAUAGGGUACACGGACUUCAGCGAAGAGGAAGUGAGGCGGCUGGUCACAGAAUUAGGCAAGCAAUUCCGCGGUGACAGAUACCACCUUAUGAACAACAAUUGCAAUCAUUUUACGUCAGCAUUUUGUUUGGCGCUGUGCGACCGGGACAUCCCCCCGUGGGUCAACCGCCUCGCGUACGUGAGCUCGUGCGUGCCCUUCCUGCAGCGGUGCUUGCCCAAGGAGUGGCUGACGCCGGCGGCGCUGCAGCACUCGCUGGCGGCGCACUCGCGCUCCUCCUCCCCCGCCACGCCCUCCCCCACCUCCCCCGCCGCCCCCGGGCAA